UGAUUGAAUUUGUCAAUCGUGCACUGCAUCAUGAGGGUGAAGACAGCCGUGUUACAGCUGAUACUGAUAGCAUUAGUGGGUGCAAAGAAAAAUGUUUUGUUUCUGGUGUCAGAUGAUAUGAGACCAAACCUCAAUGCCUAUCUGGGUCCAGACAUGCCGUCUCCUGUCCAUCCCAAGAUGCAUACACCUACUCUCGAUGCCUUAGCCAGCAGAUCCCUUGUUCUGAAGAGAGCCUACGUGUCUCAGGCUUUAUGCAGCCCCAGUAGAACUGCCCUUCUUACCAGCAGGCGGCCUGACACUAGUCACAUAUGGGACAUUGGACCUUACUUCCGACAAGUUGGCGGCAAUUUUACUACACUGCCAGAAUACUUCAAGCGUAAUGGCUACCGAACUAUUGGAAUGGGGAAGAUCUUUCAUCCUGGAAGUUCCUCAGGAGGAGAUGAUCCCAUAUCGUGGACGGAUCCAUAUUUUCACGCAGAUGACAAAUAUGGAGGGAAUGACAACCUUCUAUGUGAGGCAGUAUCAGAGGAAAGAGAGAAGGCCCAACCACUUCAGGAUCAGAUUAUUGCAGAUAAUGCAAUUAAAACACUUCAGGAAGUCGCACCUAGAGCAAAGUCAGGUAAGCAACCUUUCUUUGUGGCAGUAGGAUUCCAUAAACCUCAUAUACCAUGGAACUAUCCUGCUCGUUUCAAUACUUUCUAUCCCUUGGAGAAUCUUCGCCCACCACCAAACUAUUAUGCUCCAGUUGGAAUGCCCCAUUUUGCCUGGCAUAAUUUUACUAACUUUGGCAACUUUAGAGAUAUUGAAGCAUUUCACUUAAAGGAUAUUGGCUAUAUAAACUUCACAUUUCCACCAACACUGACCCUUCAACUGAGACAGGCCUACUACAGCUGCAUUAGCUAUACUGACUACGAGCUGGGGAGAUUUAUUUAA
This is a messenger RNA of Haliotis rubra (blacklip abalone), 933 nucleotides long. RefSeq names its product iduronate 2-sulfatase-like. The record is from RefSeq and is a predicted model, not a curated record. The transcript has a single exon. Lineage: Eukaryota; Metazoa; Mollusca; Gastropoda; Lepetellida; Haliotidae. Bases 31 to 933 code for a protein of 300 amino acids. Gene Ontology annotation, molecular function: iduronate-2-sulfatase activity.